ANAAAAAAAAAAAAAUGAGGGGAAAAUCUUCUUCAUCAAAGUCCAGAAUUGUUGGGCUAGGGCCCGGAAUGCAGAAAGAGCCUCAUGUGUCGGACGCUUGCAUGCGCGACCUUGUCAAACAGCUAUCCUCUGCAAGAACCAAACACUCCUCAAGUUUCGACAGCAAUGGAAAUGUAGAUGGAGGAAGAACUGCAUUUUCUGACCAAAAACCUGGAAAUUCCAAUCAAGUCCUUCAGCAGCAACAUAAAAAAGCCAGACGAAGGCUCCACACCAGCCGACCUUACCAAGAAAAGAUGCUAAACAUGGCCGAGGCCCGCCGUGAAAUCGUCACUGCCCUUAAGUUUCAUCGGGCUGCCAUGAAGCAGGCCCACGACAAACAGCAGCAGCAAAAAUCGGGCCAGGGGCCCGAAGUCCUGCCUUUUGGGCCCACACCCCAUCAUCUCUCUUUAGAAGAGGAAGAAAAUAAUUUGAAACAUGCUUCGAAUUCUUCCUUUUAUAAUAAUCAUAGCCCGACUAAUUACAACUAUCCAGAAAAUUUCUCAUACUCUUGUCCUGUGCCUGUCCUAGAAAACCUCGACUUUGCACUUCCCAGUCAGACCCUCGGCCUAAACCUCAAUCUUCAAGAUUUCAACUAUCUUUGCACUGCAAAUCCUUCAUCAAUUUACUCGUUAUCUUCUGCAUCAACCUCUUCCUCUCCUUGCUCAGCUGCCAUUGAGAAAAUUCCAUCUGCUGAUGUGGCGGAACUCGGUGAUUCUGGGCUGCAUCAUAAGAUGGACGAUAAGGUGUUGGCUGAGAUGAGAUCGAUUGGGGAGCAGUAUCAGAUGGAGUGGAAUGACACUUUGAGCCUUGUGAACUCUGUUUGGUGGUUCGAGUUUUUGAAGUCAAUGGAGGUGUCAACAGAGGGCAAAAAGGGGAAGGAUUUCGUGAACUGUGUGUUUGAGGAAGCUGUGGAGUUCCCUGCUUGGCUGAACACGACUGAGUCGCAUGUGGACGAGACGUGCUCAGGGAAUUACUUUGAAGAUUCUGCUUUGCCGUGCAUGGACAUAGAAGAAAUCGAUGGUAUGGACGGUGACUGGUUAGCCUGAGAUUAAUUGGUCUCUUUCUCAUAAUAAUAAAAUCGCUGUUGGCUUUCCCUUGUACGGUACAACCUCCUGGGCAUUUUUCUUAUGGUACUUCUUUUGUGUUCUCCAAAUAAUACUUGUCUGUACUUGUAAUGAACAGGCGAACUCUUAAAUCAAGUAUCAAUCGAGUGGGAAAUUAUUUUAUUCUUCCCAUUUUUCUUAUGGUACUUCUAGCGUUCUUUUGUGUUCUCCAAAUAAUACUUGUCUGUACUUGUAAUGAACAGUCGAACUCUUAAAUCAAGUAUCAAUCGAGUGGGAAAUUAUUUUAUUCUUCCCAUAUU
Striga asiatica is the source of this 1402-nucleotide messenger RNA. Lineage: Eukaryota; Viridiplantae; Streptophyta; Magnoliopsida; Lamiales; Orobanchaceae. The record is from the annotation of a GenBank genome assembly.